Molecule: messenger RNA, 1837 nt
Organism: Gossypium raimondii (Peruvian cotton)
Lineage: Eukaryota; Viridiplantae; Streptophyta; Magnoliopsida; Malvales; Malvaceae
Product: GATA transcription factor 24
Exons: 7
Coding region: 397-1269 (290 amino acids)
Biological process (GO): regulation of DNA-templated transcription
Molecular function (GO): protein binding; zinc ion binding; sequence-specific DNA binding
Source: RefSeq, a predicted model, not a curated record
UUUCUCUAUCGAAACCCUUAAUGUUGUCCUAAGGUAAGAAGCAGCACACCACCAAUCACCGUCCCAAAUCCUUUUUGUUAGUGAGUGGCAUAAAACGGUAAAUUUGAUCAUGAAUCAAGGGCCUUAUCUCAAGCCUCUCAUCUCCUUCCAUCCUCCCCAACCUGCUUCCAUUCCGUCUCAAUCGCUUCACCUUAAUUAAUUAUUUAUUAAGCCCAGAAUUUCACUUUAAAUUUUGUUUCAUUAUAAAUUAUUGUUUUUUUUAAUUCUUUAACCUUAGUUUUAAUUUCUCUUCCUGAGUUUCUCUAUAUAUUUAAUUAUAUAAUAUUCUGUUGCAUUUCUUGUUUUUAUUUUUCCCCUUUUGGGGGAGAUUUUGUGGUAAUUUGUAAUGUUAAACGAAUGGCGAAUUCGAAUCACCAGCGAACGCCAAUGUACGGUUCAGGUGCCGCGAACAUGCAACGGAACAUUGACGAAGAAGAAGACGAUGACGUUCCAGGCGGAGCCGGAGGAGGAGGGGAAGAGUCCGUGGAUAACCCUCAGAUUGGAUUUCAAGAAAACGGUGCCGUUGUUGCGGUUAUGAAUAAUGGCAUGGACGAAGCUUCUCAUGCCCACGUUUAUGGUCAAGGAUCUGAUUCAACCUCUGCUCCUGGUAAUGGUGGUGCUGAUCAGCUCACUCUAUCGUUUCAAGGGGAGGUUUAUGUCUUUGAUUCCGUUUCUCCUGACAAGGUACAGGCGGUGUUGUUACUUCUAGGUGGAUAUGAAAUCCCUUCAGGCAUUCCUGCAAUGGGGACAGUGUCUGUUACUCAAAGGGGCUUAAGUGACUUUCCUGGGAGGUCAAUUCAGCCACAGAGAGCUGCUUCUUUAAACCGGUUCCGGGAGAAGAGAAAAGAGCGGUGCUUUGAGAAGAAAAUCCGCUAUACUGUGCGGAAAGAAGUGGCCCUCAGGAUGCAACGUAAGAAGGGUCAAUUCACAUCAUCCAAGGCAAUUUCUGAAGAAGUAGCCUCAGCCUCUUCAGGAUGGAGUGGAACACCAGGUUCUGGGCAAGAUGAGAAUAUUCAAGAAGUUUUAUGUACACACUGUGGAAUCAGCUCUAAGAAAACUCCUAUGAUGCGUCGUGGACCUGCUGGUCCAAGGACUCUUUGCAAUGCAUGUGGACUCAAGUGGGCAAAUAAGGGUGUUUUGAGAGACCUUUCAAAGGUUUCUACAGUAGCAAUCCCGGAUCCAACUGUAAAGACUGCUGAGCAGGUUUUGCUAGCUCAGAAUAACAAGUGAUGCUGAAGCUAACGAGUCAGAGGCUGUAACUGUAACUCCAGAUGUUGUAUCUUCAUCUAAUGGGGAUAACUCCACUGUCACUGCUGAAAGAUGAUUAACAAGAUCCUUCUGCUGUGGUGAGUGCUAUGUAACUUGAUGUUUAAGGGGCACAUGUCGAACUUUGUUGUAAUAAUUGAGUUCGUUUGACAACUGUAUAUAUGGUUCAUUGCCGAUCAUUAUGUAACUGCAGAAUUGCGAAAUACAGCCUACAUGGUGUCUGUAGGAAGAUUAGAAAUGAUUUCUUCCUUCAAUAUGCGUCGAAACCAGAGCUUGUUUUGACAAAUUCCUUUCCUUUCCUUGUAAAAAAGUGGAAAUAUUAAGAUAAGCUUGAACACAAGCAGCUGGGAAAAGAGGCACAUUCAUUUCGCCACUGAAUGUCCCAAGUCUUGAGGCUGCAAUUCCUAAAGAAUGUCUGCUUAGCUACUUUCUUAUUAUUCUCAGUUCUGCCUCCUGAUUGUUCUGUUGUGUCGUGUGUUUUGUCUGUACACUUUUGUACGUUUGGCAAUACAUGCACUGGAUGUGUUGUAUA